Leptopilina boulardi is the source of this 1765-nucleotide messenger RNA. RefSeq lists its product as uncharacterized. Lineage: Eukaryota; Metazoa; Arthropoda; Insecta; Hymenoptera; Figitidae. The record is from RefSeq and is a predicted model, not a curated record. Bases 183 to 1433 code for a protein of 416 amino acids. The transcript has 6 exons.
CCUCAGCAGCUCGCAGGAUCAACAAAUAAUAAAUAAAAAAAAAAAACAAAAAAAAAGUGCGUGUUAAUCGUAAAGUUGUGGAAUACGAAAAAAAAUUUCUUUUCCAAGUUUCAUCAAGAGCAAUUCACUUUUAAACGGCCUUACAAAAAAAACAUCUUCGUGUUUAUCUAUUCUUACGCGGUAUGUGGCUACUUUUUACAGUGUCAAUAUUGUUAGCACGUGAAGUGGUGGGAAAUUUAUCAACAGAUAAGCAUAAUGAAGAGAAGAAAGUGGAAAACAAAAAUUAUUUACACAAUUUCUCACAAUUACAGACCACGGAUUUGAAAAUUCCCGCAGAAAAAUUACAUGAAAUUGAUAAAUCUAACAAAAAACAAGAUACAGAAAAAAGAAGAAAAAGAUCCAUAGACGAAAUUGGUUCAAGUCAUGAAACAUUUGCAAUAGAUUUUGAAAAAAGAAAAGGACCAAUGUCUUCAUGGUUUUAUUGGACUGACAAAGAUGCAAUACCAAUAAAAGAACGAAGCAAGGAGUCAAGUCAAGAAAAGAAAACGCCAAGAUUUAGUCCAUGGGGAGGAAAAAGAAGCGAGACUUAUUUAUCGGAUCCUGAAUUUCGACAAAACACUCACGUCUUUAACAGUUGGGGUGGAAAACGUGUUAAUGAAUUUUCAAAGCUUUCACCACCAUCAGAAAAAAACGCAAAAUUAUAUGCAUGGAAUAGUAUUGGCUCCAAUGAGAAUCUAGAAUUAAAACGAGUUUCAAAAAGUAAUACAGAGGGAAAAGUUCCAUUCAAUAGUUGGGGUGGAAAGAGGGCAUUAAAUAACAUCGAUUAUACAUCACCGAUUUUACAAGAUCUACACCAAUUCGAAGGAGAAAUUGCUUAUCGAAAAAGAAAAGGUGAUGUGGGAAAAUAUCAAGAAAAAUUGAUAAGAAAAAUGGAUGAAAGAAGAGCCCAAAAAUUUGGAAGUUGGGGUGGUAAGAGGUUUGCUAAUCAACAAGAUGAAAAAAUGGAUGAAAGAAGAGCUCAAAAAUUUGAAAGUUGGGGUGGUAAGAGAUUUGCUAAUCAGCAAGAUGAUGAAAAAAUAGACGAAAAAAGAGCUCAAAAAUUUGGAAGUUGGGGUGGUAAGAGAUUUGCUUAUCAGCAAGAUGAUGAAAAAAUAGACGAAAAAAGAGCUCAAAAAUUUGGAAGUUGGGGUGGUAAGAGAUUUGCUAAUCAGCAAGAUGGUGAAAAUUUACAUUUGGCCGAUGAGGAUUUUUUUGAAUCACUCAAAUCGAGAUUACCAAAGAAAAGAGCAAAUCGUGCUUUAAGAAAAAGGGAAUUUCAACCUUGGGGAGGUAAAAGGAGUCCCGAAACAAUACCUGAAAAUCCAAAUGACACUGAACGCAGACCACCUGCUUCAUUUUUCGUUAGAAAAGUCUUCUUCCCAUGGGGUGGAUAAAGAAAAUUUGACUGAUUUUUUAUUGUUUUUAUUUACAAUUAUUUGAAACUAAUAUAAUUUUUAAAUUUCAAGUUUUCAUUUUAAUUAUAUUUUUUUCUCUAUUCUGAGAUUUGAUAAUUAUUUUAAUACAAAUCUUCCCAAUAGGGUAAAAAAAAUUAUGUUUAUUUAAAUGUAUAUUCAAUUUUAUGGAAAUUUUUUAUAAUUUAGUGUAACUGUAAAUACAUGUGAGAGUUUAUUAUUAUUAAUAAAAUCAUAAAACAAUUACUAAUUAAAUAAAUUUAAUUAAUUAAUUGAAAUAAAUUUUUUAAAAAAUUGAACAAAAUUAAUUAACG